Molecule: messenger RNA, 1894 nt
Organism: Gastrolobium bilobum
Lineage: Eukaryota; Viridiplantae; Streptophyta; Magnoliopsida; Fabales; Fabaceae
Product: BAHD acyltransferase DCR
Exons: 1
Coding region: 60-1484 (474 amino acids)
Source: RefSeq, a predicted model, not a curated record
AUCACAAAGAACCCAAACACAGAGCAAGAAGCUGAAGCAUAUAACCAUAUCUAACAAAAAUGCCUUCAUCUUCAACAACCUUAAUCUCCAAAUGCACAAUCUACCCAGACCAGAAAUCAACCAUGAAAACCCUUAAGCUCUCUGUUUCUGAUCUUCCAAUGUUGUCUUGUCACUACAUCCAAAAGGGUGUGUUACUCAGUGCCCCACCCUACUCCUUCGACAACCUGAUUCUUUCUCUCAAGCAAUCCCUCUCCGCCGCACUCUCCCACUUCCCCGCCCUCGCCGGCCGCCUCUACACCGACGCCGACGGUUACGUCCACAUCCUCUGCAACGACGCCGGCGCCGAUUUCAUUCACGCCAAAGCCAAACACCUUACCUUAAACGCCGUCGUUUCACCCUCCCUCGUUGAUGUUCACCCUUCCUUCAAGGAGUUCUUCGCCUACGACAUGACUAUUUCCUACUCCGGCCACCACCAACCCCUCGCCGCCAUCCAGGUCACCGAGCUCGCCGACGGCGUCUUCGUCGGCUGCACCGUCAACCACGCCGUCACCGACGGCACCUCCUUGUGGCACUUCUUCAACACCUUCGCCGCCAUAACCAAGGGUGGCGGCGGCGGCGCAGCCAAGAAAAUCCUCAGGUCACCGGACUUCACCCGCGACACAGUCUUCAACUCCGCCGCCGUUCUCUCCGUCCCAGCCGGCGGCCCGACCGUCACCUUCGACGCCGACGAGCCUCUCCGGGAGCGCGUCUUCCACUUCUCGCGCGAGGCCAUUCAGAGACUGAAACAGAAAGCCAACUGUAACGAAUUCCCGGAUUCCGCGGAGGUAAUGGGAAAACAGGUGAAUGACGGUUGGAAAACCGUCAACGGUAACGUCAACGGCAAGAUAACGCCCGUUGUUAACGGUAACAGGAGGAACGAGAUCUCGUCGUUUCAAUCGUUAUCUGCUCAGCUAUGGCGUUCUGUUACACGUGCCAGGAAAUUGAAUUCCACCAAAACGUCGACGUUCCGCAUGGCUGUGAAUUGCCGCCACAGGUUGGAACCAAAGAUGGACUCGUUUUACUUCGGCAAUGCGAUUCAGAGCAUCCCAACCGUUGCUUCGGUUGGUGACAUACUCUCUCGCGAUCUACGCUUCUGCGCCGAAUUGCUUCACCAAAACGUCGUCGCACACGACGACGCUACGGUGCGCCGCGGCGUAGAGGAUUGGGAGAAGGCUCCGAGGCUGUUUCCGCUUGGGAACUUCGACGGCGCAAUGAUCACCAUGGGUAGCUCCCCGCGUUUUCCCAUGUACGACAACGAUUUCGGGUGGGGCCGACCCUUGGCGAUUCGGAGCGGAAAAGCGAACAAGUUUGACGGCAAGAUCUCUGCGUUUCCUGGAAGAGAAGGAAACGGCAGCGUUGAUCUUGAGGUCGUUUUGGCACCUGAAACGAUGGCGGGACUCGAAAACGACAUGGAGUUUAUGCAGUACGUAACGCUGGCCGUGUGAGUGAUUUUACUGAUAGUUAAAAGUGUGCAAAGUGGGUACUCGCGGUGAAAUUAUUAAGUCCGUGAUAAAACGACGGGAAAAUGGAAAUGGAUGGUUGGUCACCACACGACAAAUAAUACAAUGAGUCAGGGCGUCGUUUUGUUUUGGUCAACGUUCCCGUGGUGGGGUCCAGUGUCAAAGCCGUGUUUGGUUGUUGGCCCUACCAUUAUAAUGAUUUUCUCUACCUGAUUUGAGGGGCAGUUUUUCAGUUUCACUUUCCAGGUGACCGGUAACUGGAGGAGAAAGUGAUAAUUAAUAAUAUUGAUAAAGAGAAUGAAAAUUGAAACGAAAAAUAUGUUCAAGCUAAAAUAGUCUUCUGUGAGGAAGUGUCUCUGUCUUGUUUCUUCUUUAUAUAUAUAUAUUAUUUUUCA